UGUAAACCGGGUGCCUGAGGCGGUAAUUGUUAAUCAACGAUAAGGUACCUCACGCAUCACGCGAGGCAGGUACGCGACCACGGCGCCCCGUCUGCGCCUGCAGGAGAGGAGCGACGCUGCUGUACGUCGGCCCCACGACAUCACGUUUGUCCGUUCCCGUCCGACGUGCAUCCGUAGAUACAUACAUACGCUCGAGCAACGACAUGGACCUCGAUUUCACAUGACUGACACACAACAAAGUCGACACAUUGCACGUGAAGUCGCCUGCUAGCGCCCUGGGUGCAUUUCGUUUCGUUUCAUCAUGAGGGCGUCCUCGCGUGCGUGUCGCUUCGCCAGGUCCCAGUUGACACGACCUCAGACACCCUCGGCUCGGUCUUACUCUGUGCGAGUCUCACAGGAGGAUGGUCCGACGUCUGUCUCUACCGUGUCCGACCUCCUGUCAAUAGAUCGGAGUCUUGAUGUACGGGUGGACGGGUGGAUCAAGAAUGUGAGGCGGAGCGCAGCCGUUCGGUUCCUGGACAUAUCAGAUGGCUCCUGCAGGGCCCCUCUCCAGGCUGUUGUUGACAAACACGUCUUCAACGGUUUGCCAGGAGUCGGGGCUCAGUUCGGGGCGGCUGUCAGUCUCAAGGGCACUUGGACGCCGAGAGCAAAGCCCGAAACAGCACAACCUGGAGAACCAGCCACGUUCGAGCUGAGCGUGAAGGAGAUGGAGAUUCUGGGAGAUUCAAAUGCUGCAUCGUAUCCAAUUCAGCGGAAAUACGCCACUCCUGAGAGUCUGCGCAGGAUACCGCAUCUGCGGAUGCGAACACCUCUGAACAACAACAUGCUCCGCAUCCGCUCAGAUGUCAUGGGUAUCCUGAGUCAGUUUAUGGAGGAGCAAAAGUUCCAGCAAACACAUACACCAAUCGUCACAACGUCGGAUUGCGAAGGUGCUGGUGAGACUUUCCGCGUCGAAGCCGGCACGCCCAAAGAUCCCUUCUCAAAGAAACCCCAGUACCUUACAGUGUCUUCGCAACUUCAUCUCGAGGCCUUGGCGCAGGCGCUUGGCAACGUAUGGACCCUCUCGCCAACAUUCCGCGCUGAGAAAAGUGAUACGUCUCGGCAUCUGAGCGAGUUCUACAUGUUGGAAGCCGAGCUGUCCUUCGUCGACGAUAUGGACGAAGUCAUGGACUUUAUACAGAAGCUCUUGGGUGCUGUCGUCGGAGGCCUUCAACAGCGGAGCGCAUGGAAGGAGCUAGAUGACCUGAGACUGCAUCCCAAAAACCCUGACGAGCAGCAAACUGUUGCCGACCUGGACAGCCGCGACAUCCUACAGCGCCGAUGGAACGGUCUUCUUCACACCGCCAGAUGGCCCAGGAUCACCUACACAAAAGCCAUUGAACUCUUGCAAGAAAAGGGCGCCGGCUUCGAGUUCCCCCCGACAUGGGGCAAGGGGCUGCAAAGCGAACACGAGCGGUACCUUGCCGAGACGAUAGGCUACGAUCAAGCAAGCAACUCAUAUCUCCCCGUCUUCAUCACGCACUACCCCCGAGAAAUCAAGGCUUUCUACAUGCGCCAGUCCCAGGCAAACCCGACGCAAGGACCUGUCUUUGACUGCUUCGACCUCAUCGUCCCGGGCCUCGGCGAGCUGGCAGGCGGUUCCAUGCGCGAGCACCGGCACCACUUUCUGCUGGAGAAUCUGGGCCCUGAACAUCGCUCGGGCGAGGGCGUCCUCGACUGGUACGAGGAUCUUCGACGCUGGGGGUGCCCGCCCCACGGCGGAUUCGGCAUCGGCUUCGAUCGUCUCCUGAGCUACCUGACGGGCGUCAAGAGCAUUCGGGACACGGUCCCCUUUCCUCGCCUAUACGGCCACAUGCACCCGUAGACCGGAUGCGACCUCGUGCAACGGGGCUCUGCAUCACGCCUCGCGGGGGACUACACCGCCUUCCCAGCUCUUCAGCC
Emericellopsis atlantica is the source of this 1941-nucleotide messenger RNA. RefSeq lists its product as uncharacterized. Gene Ontology annotation, cellular component: mitochondrion. The coding region runs from base 302 to 1864 and encodes 520 amino acids. Gene Ontology annotation, molecular function: ATP binding; asparagine-tRNA ligase activity. The record is from RefSeq and is a predicted model, not a curated record. Lineage: Eukaryota; Fungi; Ascomycota; Sordariomycetes; Hypocreales; Bionectriaceae. Gene Ontology annotation, biological process: asparaginyl-tRNA aminoacylation. The transcript has 3 exons.